Molecule: messenger RNA, 1626 nt
Organism: Parastagonospora nodorum SN15
Lineage: Eukaryota; Fungi; Ascomycota; Dothideomycetes; Pleosporales; Phaeosphaeriaceae
Exons: 1
Coding region: 1-1626 (541 amino acids)
Biological process (GO): transmembrane transport
Molecular function (GO): transmembrane transporter activity
Source: RefSeq, a predicted model, not a curated record
AUGGCCGCCAUGUCCAGUGCAACAACCGCACCUCCCACGAACAACGUGCUAGAUCCAGCGCUGACCGAAGAUGAGAAAUCACAGAGAAGCUUUGAGACACCCAGCGACUCGAACCAAGCACACUCAGAUGUUGAAAAUGGUCGCAGCAACAACGAAACUCUCCCAACCACCAAGGAAAACUACCUAGUCGAGUUCGAAGGACCAAACGACACCGGGAACCCAAAGAAUUGGACUACGAAGCGGAGAUGGGCUAUCACGAUAUCCAUGGGUCUUCUGGUUUUCACCGUCACCUUCGCCAGCUCGAUCUUUAGUGUCAACAUUGGAGUCGUACAAGAAAAGUUUGACGUCAAGCUCGUCACAGCAACUCUUGGUGUCGCACUGUUCGUGCUCGGAUUCGUAUUUGGACCCAUCGCUUUUGGACCCAUGUCUGAAGUCCUUGGACGCAAGAUACCCCUCUUCUUCGGCUUCGCCCUGUUCGCCAUCUUCCAAAUACCUGUAGCUCUUGCGCAAAAUAUCACGACUAUAUGCGUCGGAAGGUUUCUGGGUGGUUUCUUCGCGUCCGCACCCCUAGCCGUCGUCGGAGGAGCCCUUGCCGAUCUCUGGGACCCCAUACCCAGAUCCUACGCGAUCUGCGUAUUUGCAGCGGGUGGAUUUGCUGGACCAGUGGCAGGCCCCAUUGCGGGCGGCUUCAUAACAGAAUCGCACCUGGGCUGGCGAUGGACUUCAUGGAUCACUCUCAUCAUGGCUGCCUUUCUCGGAACAAUAGGUCUGUUUGUGAUACCAGAGACUUCUGGAGCCAGGAUCUUGCAACUACGCGCAGCGAAACUACGCAAAGAGACGGGGAACUCUCAAUACUAUUCGAAAGCAGACCAAAACAAGCUGACGAUACAUAACGUGGUCAAUGUUUAUCUGCUUAGACCCUUCAUCAUGUUCUCCCAAGAGCCAAUCUUAGCCCUCAUCACCGCAUACAUGAGCUUCUUGUAUGGUAUUGUGUAUCUUCUCUUCGAGGCUGUAUGUCAACUAUCACUGAAUAACAUGGCCGUACUGACAAUGAUGCAGUUUCCAGUAUCUUUCUACGAAGAGCGUGGCUGGUCCCUGGGAGUCUCUCAAUUACCGUUCGCAUCCUUCAUUGUCGGCAUCAUCAUGGGUGCUGGCUUAAUCGCCUACAGUACCUCCACCAACUUUACACGCGCCUAUGUCAAAUAUGGCAAAACCAUACCCGAGGAGCGCCUACCACCUAUGAUUGUUGGAGCCAUUGCACUUCCAGUCGGUCUGUUCUGGUUCGCAUGGACUAGUAACCCGAACAUUUCAUGGGUUCCCCAGGUGCUAUCUAUCGCCCUUAUCGGAUUGGGAUGUAUGGUGCCUUUCUGGCAAGGCAUGAGCUAUCUCAUCGACUGCUAUGGCUUCUACUCCAACAGCGCCAUCGCUGUAAACACCUUCAUACGAUCUUUCUUUGGCGCAUUCUUCCCUUUGUUCACACAUACAAUGUACCAUACCUUGGGCGUUCCAUGGGCCUCAAGUCUGCUCGGAUUCAUUUGCGUUGUCUUCCUUCCAGUACCUGUUCUGUUCUACAUAUACGGUGCUAAGAUCAGAGCUAAGAGCAAAUGGGCCCCAACGGCGCCAUGA